GAGCAGCAUACAAGGUUGACAGUUCAAAGACCAGGUUAUACUAUCUUGAAUGCAAAGAUGACAGUCACAAAUGAUAACAAAAGCUCAAUGAUGAAAAAGCCAGAGAUUAAGGCUCAAGUCAUUGGAACAGAAUCUCGAAGAAGACUGCUUCGGCUGGCUGAUGCAGUCCUCUCACUUUGUAUUUUUACUCCAACGACUGUAUUCUUCUGGCGUGGUGGCUGGCAACUCAUGGAUCUGUAUCUCUACCCUAAUAAUCCGGUCCCUAGUGUAUUGAUUUCACUGUGUAUAGGGUACACUGGUGCCCUUGUAAUGCACUCGGGACAGUUUCUACUGCAGAAAUACAUACAGCCAGAAAACACGCUGACUUUCGUUGUCCUGUCCCGCCUCUAUUCUGUUGUGUUUGCCUUCACAAGUGUCAACCACUGGAGAGGUGUAUGGGCGUCACUAGACUAUUACACAGGGUACACCUUGCUUAGUGCUGGCCUGUCUACAUUUAUCAGCAUCGCCGUGCUGUUGGGAAUGGGAGCGACCAAGAGUGUGAUUGCAUCUCCUUUCUGCAUCUGCACUGACAAUGCAGACACGUUUUUUCUAGCCAGCACAUUUUUCAACAGUCGGCCAAAGGAUGCUGGCAAGUUCUUUUCGGAUGUUGUAUUCACCGUCCUGAUCAUUUCAUCAUUGUCGUUCUCUGUCUGGCGGGGAAUCUGGGAAAUGGAGGACUUCUUUUUCUUUCCUAAUGACAUACUGUACUCUGCACUGACAUCAGCCAUCCUGGGUGUGUGCAUGGUCAUCGUCAUACACACCAUGGAGGAGCCAGCAGCGCUCCUGUCAACGUAUCUCGAUGCUCAUACGAUGUGGAGGCUCCUCUUGGAGGAGGUGUGGUCCAUCUCGCAGAUAUUUGCUGGAAUCACGCUCUGGCGAGGUCUUUGGUUGCUUGCUAACCUCUUCUUCAUGCCUGGAGAUGAUGUGUACGAGUUGAACCUAUGGAUCUCUUAUGCCAUAGGCAUGGGCGGUUGCAUCAUCUUAUUCGUCGGCAAUACAAAUGUAAUGAGAGGCAUAGCCAGGGAAGGCAAGCUAGGUAAAGGAGAGGGUAUGAUGCUUCCAAACCAUUAUGCCACCCAGCUGUAUGAAUUUUACCAAAAUGCUGGGCGUAGGUCUGACAUUGUAUACAAGGUUGGAGACACUGAAGAAUUAUAAUCUUUUUGUGCUGCUAACUGCAUAAGUAUAUUUAACCCGUGUUUCGUUGUAAUAUUAACGUGAUAAUCUUAAUUAAGCUGCGUUUACACUAUCAAUUUUUGUCAGCAAAUCGUCCGAGUCGUGCAAAAUAGAACACGUUCUAUUUCUACAACUCGGCGACUUGACUCCGACUCCGACUCCAACACA
This is a messenger RNA of Priapulus caudatus, 1380 nucleotides long. RefSeq lists its product as uncharacterized. The record is from RefSeq and is a predicted model, not a curated record. Lineage: Eukaryota; Metazoa; Priapulida; Priapulimorpha; Priapulimorphida; Priapulidae. The coding region runs from base 58 to 1194 and encodes 378 amino acids. The transcript is spliced from 7 exons.